CCCCGGCAUCCCCAGUAUUUAUCUGACGGGUUUCCUUCGGCCGUCAGACAUUGGUAUAUAUCUACAUAUACCUCACGCCCAUCGCUGGCGUCCUCAGAACAAUAUCAUAAUACAUCCUUAACUGCAUUGCAUUCAAGAUGUCUGGCAUGUUUACCAACGAAAAGGUCGAGAAUCCCGACUCGUCCGACCCCUCGAUCGAACGCAGAGUCGACAACUCCGAAGUACCUACCCGCAAGAAGGAGACUGGCAACGCAUACGAUGGCACCGACAAGAUCAUCCUGACAGAAGAUGACUGCUACGAAGAACUCGGUUUCUGCUUUCCUACAUGGAAGAAGUGGACGAUUCUGUCUGUCAUCUUCAUCGUUCAAGUCUCGAUGAACUUCAACACAAGUUUGUACAGCAAUGCCAUUACUGGCAUGACAGAAGAGUUUGGCAUUAGUGCCCAGGCUGCUCGUUGUGGUGCCAUGAUCUUCUUGGUCCUCUAUGCUUUUGGUUGUGAGCUUUGGGCUCCUUGGUCUGAAGAACUCGGAAGAUGGCCUAUCCUCCAGCUCAGUUUGUUCCUCGUCAACAUCUGGCAAAUCCCUGUCGCCCUCGCUCAGAACUUCGGAACCGUCAUGGCUGGCCGUGCCCUUGGUGGUCUGUCAUCUGCCGGUGGUUCCGUUACUCUUGGUAUGGUUGCCGACAUGUGGGAGGCCGAUGAGCAGCAGUACGCUGUUGCCUUCAUCGUCUUCUCCUCUGUUGGUGGUUCCGUCCUUGGUCCUGUCGUCGGUGGUUUCGUCGAACAAUACGCUGCAUGGAGAUGGAACAUCUGGAUUCAGCUUAUCUUCGGUGGUUUCGUUCAAGCUCUCCACUUCUUCCUCGUCCCCGAAACUAGAACCAGCUCCAUGCUCGACAAGAUCGCUAAGAGACGUCGCAAGGCUGGUGAGACCAACGUUUACGGUCCCACUGAGCUCAUUCCCUGGAAGGAGCGCUUCUCUGCCAAGGAGAUCAUUCAAACCUGGAUCCGCCCCUUCAAGAUGUUCCUCACCGAGCCUAUCGUCCUCACCCUUUCGCUGCUCUCUGGUUUCAGUGAUGCUCUGAUCUUCAUGUUCCUCCAGUCUUACGCUCUUGUGUACGACCAGUGGGGCUUCUCAGCUUACCAGAUCGGUCUUGCUUUCCUUCCUCUCCUCAUCGGAUACUUCAUCGCUUGGUUCUCAUUCUUCCCCGCCAUUGCUCGCAAUAAGAGACAACGUCGCGAGAACCCCAACGACGAGCACGCUCAGUACGAGUCUCGUCUCUGGUGGCUCCUGUUCACCGUUCCCUGUCUUCCCAUCGGUCUGAUCGGCUUCGCCUGGACCAGCGGUGGACCCCCAAUUCACUGGAUCGGCUCCAUGAUUUUCUCCGCAGUCAUCGGUAUCGCCAACUACGCAAUUUACAUGGCCACCAUCGAUUACAUGAUCUGCGCUUACGGUCCUUACUCCGCUUCCGCCACUGGUGGUAAUGGAUGGGCUCGUGAUUUCCUUGCCGGUGUGUUGACCGUACCCGCCACCCCCUUCUACACCAACAUUGGCGGCGAGCACCACCUCGAGUACGCCUCGACCAUUCUCGCCUGUAUCGCUUUCCUCCUUGUGAUCUCGGUCUACGUCAUCUACUGGAAAGGACCUGUUCUCCGCAAGCGUUCGCCCUUCGCUCAGCAAUUGUCUUCUGCCCGUGAAGACAAUGGUGGCAGAAGAGCUUCGGCCAUCUACGGCCCCAGCAGACAAAACUCCAUGACUGGCGCUUCUGUCAAGUCGAGUGCAUCGCAAAGACAAUCCGUCUAGAUUUAGAGCGUGGAUUGUUUGUAAUAUUAUCAUGACCAUUUCCUUGUUUCGUCUUGUCGAAAAGACCUUAUAGAUACCCAUAAUCAAACUUAUUACCUUAUUCAUAAUCACAAUCUUAUUCCC
This is a messenger RNA of Aureobasidium pullulans EXF-150, 1922 nucleotides long. Its product is annotated as MFS transporter. The record is from RefSeq and is a predicted model, not a curated record. Gene Ontology annotation, biological process: transmembrane transport. NCBI's taxonomy places the organism in Eukaryota, Fungi, Ascomycota, Dothideomycetes, Dothideales, Saccotheciaceae. Gene Ontology annotation, molecular function: transmembrane transporter activity. The transcript is spliced from 2 exons. Bases 138 to 1799 code for a protein of 553 amino acids.